AUGUCAUUAUAUCGUCGACGCAUAUGCAUUUAUUGUAGUGCUACAAUUUUAUUUGUAAUUAUUCAAUUGUCAGUUUACUUAUUUUAUUCGUCCGCGCCUGAUUGCCGGAAUAAACUAGAAAUAUCAAUACCGGAGAAUUUAAGCGACAAAGCAAGUAUAUUUAAAAUAAAUACACGAGUUUUAUGUUGGAUUCCAACAACACUUAAACGACUUGAUCGAGCAGUUGUUGUAUAUGACACAUGGGCUAAACGAUGUGAUCAGUCAAUUUUUGUCAUCGGUGGUUCGCGUCCAUCGCCUGUUCCCGAUGCUUCAAAAUAUCCAUUUCCGAUCGCUUAUCUUGAUAAUGAAAAGAUCGAAGAAUAUAAACUUCUAUCUGAAAAAGUUUUACUGUCAUUACUCCACAUAUACAAUAACUAUGUCAAGGAUUAUGAUUGGUUUUUUAAAGGUGAUGACGACACGUUUGUUAUUGUUGAAAAUCUUCGCCAUUUUCUUCGACGUCAUCCAUCGAAUGCAUCAUUUUAUUAUGGUUAUACAGCCAAAACUCCAGAUCGUUUCUAUACGUCAGGUGGUGCUGGUUAUGUUCUAAGUCAAACGGCAUUACUUCACUUUGGCGAAGAAAUUUUAACGAAACCUGAAAAACGUAAAUUGUGCGAUAAAGAUCACGCUGAAGAUGUGAAUAUUGCUUACUGUCUAGCAAAAAUUGGUAUUUUUCCUAUGAAUGCACGUGAUUAUCAGUUACGCGAAAAGUUUCAUCCGAUGACAUUUCAAGAACACUUCAUGGGAAAUUUUACACAAUGGAUUGAAAAAAAUGCACAGUUCGCCCAGAAACCGGGCGAAGAAUGUUGUUCACCGUGGACUAUAUCAUUUCAUAGUAUGAACCCAGACGAAAUGAAGAUGAUGCAUUUUUUACUGUAUCAUAUACAAAAAGCAUCUGUUUGA
This is a messenger RNA of Rotaria socialis, 939 nucleotides long. Lineage: Eukaryota; Metazoa; Rotifera; Eurotatoria; Philodinida; Philodinidae. The record is from the annotation of a GenBank genome assembly.